This is a messenger RNA of Neurospora hispaniola, 2005 nucleotides long. RefSeq lists its product as uncharacterized. Lineage: Eukaryota; Fungi; Ascomycota; Sordariomycetes; Sordariales; Sordariaceae. The transcript is spliced from 3 exons. The record is from RefSeq and is a predicted model, not a curated record. The coding region runs from base 349 to 1752 and encodes 467 amino acids.
CUUCAUCGGAAUGACAUCUUUCUUUGGUGUUGACCGCUUUUGACAUUUCCAAGUGACCUCAGAAGAGUGCGAGAUAUGCAUCCUUCUCCAAAUACGUCUUAGUUGGCUGGGUGAUAGAUGUUGCCAAACAAAUCUCUUCUUUGAACAGCAUUCACUGUUGACCGUUACCAAGAUUACCAUAACUGUUCAACCUUGCACUCUUGAGUUCUUUCUCCAUAAAUCCAAUUCAGGCCCUCAUCCUCUCUUCAGAACCCACUUGCUCAAUGUGGAUUUCACGACUUACACGACGCUUCAAACUUGACCACUUCAGCCGCUCCAGUCUCCUGCACUUCUGCGGAAUGGUAAACAAUGAAGCUGACGCCCAUCAAAAUUAGAGGCCGCCGCGGCCGCAAACAACCUUGGCAACCUCCAAAUCCGGAGCGUUUCAGGCGCAAGUACCUGGAUGGUGACGAGGACGAGUUCGACGAGGAAACUGGAGUCAUUCCGAGUCAAGUCGACAAAAAUGGUGUUAGACGACGACGUCGCGUCAAGACGAGAAAGCCGGCCGCUCUUAUCGAGCAGCUGCCGCCUGAAAUCCUUGAGCGCAUCUUCUCCAUGUCCGAGAACCUCAACUUUCCCAGGAGUAGUCUUCGCAUUGGCUACAUGCUCUCGGCCAGGACCUUCCUUAUGCAGCUGAUUGUCGAUGCCUUCUCUCCGACGUGGGACAUGUGGUUUGGCUGUCCCAGGAAGGAUAUCCAGUCAUAUAGGGGUUAUGAGAAGGAUGGUGAGAGAAUGCCUGGCAGUCCAGAUUUCCAGACCGCCAUCCUCUCCUCCAAAUGGUUCUCCCUCUCUCUCAUCCUCCACGCCCAACAAGUCUGGAUCCGGCGUCACGGCUCUGCCUCCCGCCCCUUCAUUCACACCGAGAACUGGCUCAUGCUCGGCCCCACGCGCAUGGAACUUGAUCGUGACCUGAUAUCAGGUCCCCGCCCUGGUGAAAUCCAAGAUUACGACAUGGAUGAUGUCCGCGAUGUUUAUCCUCACCACCCUCACCACCGCCUGCACUUCGACGGUGACGUCUUCGACGACUCCGGUGCCCCUUCCUCGUCCCAGUCUAAUACCAAACUGGACGUGGAAAUCUGCUUCGAAGCCGAUUGGUCCUGGUUCACCACUAUUCUUCCCAAAUUCGACCCCCAAGGAGUUAUCUAUAGCAUGGAAAAUCAUGCCUUGCGCACGGGGUAUUGGGAUAUUCACCCGGCGACCAAAAUCCCUAAUCAUCUGCUGGCGAACCCGGUGGCCAGUUGGGAUUCCGUCAAGUUGUUGUAUUGGUUGGUCAGAGGUGGUGCGACGUUAUCGAGCGAGCAAACCUGGGAACUCACCAAACUCGGCUACGAACGCCUAAUGUCCCACCCCGACCAUCCUUCUACUACCAUCACAUCCUCUUACACCCCUCAUCAUUCCACCCUCCCCACCUCCCGCCCUUACAUCCCCCACGCCAACCUCCCUCCCGACGCCCGCCGCGAUGAUCUAGAUGAGGACCAAGAACGGGAACAAAUGUCCCUCAUCGCUCUUCGGCUCUUCUCCAUCCUGCGCGUCUUUGGCCCCAACCACUGGCCCCAUUUCCUCAUGAUCGAGAAGCUGGAGGAGAUCAGUGUGGAGCGGCAGAAGCGGACUGCCUAUUCGGACUCGCAGAAACCGGCCUGGAAGCUGUGGCUGCGCGCCCAGUCUGUUUUGCGGCAUUGGAUGCAGCAGAGGGGAGAGGAGCAUGAGGACUGAGAUGAGGAGUGAGAGAGUGUCGGAGAGAUUGGGAAGAAAUGUUGUGGCUAUGAUUUGGCUCGUUGACUGGAGUGACGAGCUUGCUCAAGUAAGGAGAAUGCGGUGGCGAUGACGUUAGAUAUUUGGCAAAGGAGAUAAACUGGAGGUGGGUAGGCAUCCAGAUCCACUAACCCUCAUGACAUUGUUCAUGAAUAAAACACUGCUUCUUUAGCAGGCGGCCUGACAAAAGAAUCCACUGCAUCUUGGCCGUCAG